AAGAUCUCGCGGUGCUGCGCGCGCUCGGCUCCAGACGCCUCCGCCUCCUCCUCCUUGUGCUGCUGAGAGCGGUGACUGUGCGCACAGCUGGGCGGAGAGGCGCGCCGGCAACCAGCCGCGGCAGGAGCAGCAAGCGCGAGCCAGGCGGGGGUCGCCCCGCGUGAGGCGCCCUCAGGUGUGAGGGGGAAAGGCGCCGCCGCUGCCGCCGUCACUACCACCCUCAGCCUCGCCCAGUCCGAUGUCGCGGCGGCACCGUCAGUAGCUGCUUUCCCGCCCGAAUAUGGCCACCCCGGCAACGUGCACCCGCUUCACCGACGAGUACCAGCUGUACGAGGAGCUCGGCAAGGGAGCUUUUUCAGUAGUCCGUCGCUGUGUGAAGAAAACCUCAUCCCAAGAGUAUGCUGCAAAGAUCAUCAAUACGAAGAAACUGUCAGCCAGGGAUCACCAGAAGCUGGAACGUGAAGCUCGAAUCUGUCGAUUAUUAAAACAUCCAAAUAUUGUGCGGCUCCAUGAGAGUAUUUCAGAAGAAGGUUUCCACUACCUCGUCUUCGAUCUGGUCACUGGUGGGGAACUCUUUGAAGAUAUUGUUGCCAGGGAAUACUACAGUGAAGCAGAUGCCAGCCACUGCAUUCACCAGAUUUUGGAGAGCGUCAAUCAUAUUCAUCAACAUGAUAUUGUACACAGGGACCUAAAGCCUGAGAAUUUGCUACUUGCAAGUAAGUGUAAAGGUGCUGCUGUCAAACUGGCUGACUUUGGACUUGCAAUUGAAGUGCAGGGAGAACAGCAAGCAUGGUUUGGGUUUGCUGGGACCCCAGGCUACCUGUCCCCUGAAGUCUUAAGAAAAGAUCCUUAUGGAAAGCCAGUGGAUAUAUGGGCAUGUGGAGUUAUUCUGUACAUAUUACUAGUGGGUUAUCCUCCAUUUUGGGAUGAAGACCAGCACAAACUAUAUCAGCAGAUCAAAGCAGGGGCCUAUGAUUUUCCUUCUCCAGAGUGGGAUACUGUGACUCCUGAAGCAAAGAACUUAAUUAACCAAAUGCUGACGAUAAACCCUGCGAAACGCAUCACGGCAGAUCAAGCUCUUAAGCACCCAUGGGUCUGUCAACGAUCUACUGUGGCUUCUAUGAUGCACAGACAGGAGACUGUGGAAUGCUUGAGAAAAUUCAAUGCCCGGAGAAAGCUGAAGGGUGCCAUCCUAACAACAAUGCUGGUUUCUCGGAAUUUCUCAGUUGGCAGGCAGAGCUCCGCCCCUGCUUCGGCCGCCAUGAGUGCUGCCGGCCUGGCUGAGCAAGCUGCCAAAAGCUUAUUGAAUAAGAAGUCUGAUGGAGUGAAGAAAAGGAAGUCAAGCUCCAGCGUGCAUUUGAUGCCACAGACCAACAACAAAGCCAGUAUAGUAAGCCCAGCAAAAGAAACGCCCCCAGUGCAGAUGUCCAUGGAACCACAAACUACUGUUGUCCACAAUGCCAAUGAUGGCAUAAAGGGUUCCACUGAAAGCUGUAAUACCACCACUGAAGAUGAGGACCUGAAGGCGCCCCCUCUCUCCAUCGGGGAUGGCAGUUCAGUGCUCGAAGGACGGAGUCACUGUGAGAGCAAAACCCAGACUGAGUCCAUGCAGUCCCAGCUUUCUCUGUGUUAUUCAGCCACUACUACUACACAAUCUUGUGAAGAGAAACUUCUUGCCUGGGAAAGCCCAGGGCAAACAGUGGAGUUGGAUCGUGCUCAGUCGGAGCCUGUCCUAACUCCAGUAGUUCCGUUUGCAAUUAACAAUCCACCAUUGCGUAAACAAGAGAUAAUCAAGAUAACAGAGCAGCUGAUUGAAGCAAUCAACAAUGGAGAUUUUGAGGCUUACACGAAGAUCUGUGACCCUGGGCUGACCUCAUUUGAACCUGAAGCACUGGGAAAUCUCGUGGAAGGGAUGGACUUCCACAAAUUUUACUUUGAGAACUUACUAUCCAAGAACAGCAAGCCAAUCCACACCACCAUCCUGAACCCGCAUGUUCAUGUUAUUGGCGAUGAUGCUGCCUGCAUUGCCUACAUCCGCUUGACACAGUAUAUUGAUGGCCAAGGCCGUCCCCGCACCAUGCAGUCUGAAGAGACCCGUGUCUGGCACCGCCGUGAUGGCAAGUGGCUGAAUGUCCACUACCACUGUUCUGGGGCUCCAGCAGCUCCGCUCCAGUGAAGCUGAAACAUGGCAGCUUUCGGAGAUACUCAGCAGGAGGGCAAUAUGUUCUCAGCAAGCAGCUCUGGAGUGCCUGAAUUACAGCAAUGGUCAUGUCCGUUUUGACGUUUAAAAAAAUAUGAAUUACAAACCGGCAGCAGCCAAAUGCACGAAACCCUGCAUGAAUCUGAUGCUCCAGGCGCUGCCAUCUUUCUGUUGUUUUUCCAUGGAUCCAUCGUGUCUGUUUCUGCUGUAUGAAGGUGUCUUAUAAAUCUCGAGAGAAACCCAUAUUGUUUGUAUAGAAAAGAGAUCAUCCAUGAUGGAGUGUCCCAUGCCUCCUCUCCAAGGCAGAUGAUGGGGCAGCAGCUGUGGAGCAUCUUUCAGAACCAGAGCAAAGGAAGAGGGGAGGGAGCAGCUUAGGCAGCAGAAUUCUGAAAUCUGUGCUCCGUGGAGGCAGAGUGGGAACUCACCUUGUGUUCAGGUUGUGCUGCAAAUUUAACCGGUGAGAUGUGGCUGGUGGAGCCCCCUGCCCCUACAGGUCAGCAUGGAGAAAAGGGGGGGCAAGAUGGAAUGAGGACAUUUUUUCAGCCCUCUGCCAUCCAGCAGACUGAUUUGAGCCCAAGUGUCAGUGGUGGAGAUGCAGCAGUCAGCAAACUGCUUGGCCACUUGCUCCCACUGACGGACUGCGUAAAAAUGAACAAGAAUGUUUUCAAGGAACAAGCAAAAGCUGGUUUUAAAUAGCAUAGGAGUUUGCUCUUCAGAGAUGCACUGGUUUGUACAAACAGCCACUCCUCGGGGGGUGUGAAGUCAACUUAUAAGGGUGAAGUUUAAGAGCAAAUGACAAGGGAAAGAAAGUACAUGAAUGGCUUUUAUUUUAUUUUAUUUUCUGCUUAGAAUAGAUGGGAUCCAGAGUGCUGCAGAAUAUGUGCUCCUUAGGAAACAGUUGAAAACCGUUGUGUUACAUUCUGCCCUGAUGAUUUGCACACACAUGUGUUUGCUUCUUGUAUGGUGUGUAACUUAGUUUGUGUUUUUUUUAACAUACAUAUAUAUUUGUGUGUUUGUGUGUGUAUACACACAUGCAUACAUACACAUGUGCACCCCCAUAAUGAUAGGGCUAGCUGGUUUCCCAGUUUUUUUCUGAUGAAACUAGCAAAGGGAACCAGCAACUUCAGGCAAGUGCUUUUUCCACUAGUCCAGUCCCUCUAACAUUGCUUUAAGUCCUGUUUGUCCCACUGAUUUUUAAAAAUUCCCUUCCUGAUCUAUAAUGGUAUAUUUAUUUGGUAAAUCAUUGGAUUAGAACCUAUAAGAAGAAGGUUCUACUUAACCUGUUGAAGUUUUCUCUGGUAGAGUAGAAAUCUUAUGUACCUCACCUAAACAGGAGGAUUGCCAUUUAGCAUCAACUAUCUUGGUCUCCCCUGCUAGAAUUAAUUGAUGUUCUUUAUUUCCUACAUGGGAAAAGUUGGGGUUUUAGAUUUUGGACAUUGCUUUAUCCUGUUUCUUAUUGGAGAUAGAAGGCUUCGUAGUAGACUUUCAAGCAGAAGUUUACCCCCUUGCUUUCUAUAUAUCCCAACUUUGAGGGAGUGGGAUUUUGCAUGUCCACUAACUGAAUUUUAGAAUGCCUUUGCUGCCUAAAUCAGAAUAUUUAGUGAAGGCAAACUUUUAAUGUAAUUUAGGCAAAAAAAAAUAAUUCUAUUUUGCAGGAGACAUCCCAGUUCCUAUUCCUGUGAAUGAGAUACUAUUAGCUCAAGCCCACAGCACUUAUCACAGCUUAUUUCCAGUGUAAAAAAGGGCACUCGCUCUUUGCAAAAGAUUGUUUGUGCAAAUCCUCCUCCUUCCUCUUUCAGCUUCAAUAAGAGAGUUAUAUGGAAGGGAGAUGUGGGUAGGGGGAGUUCUGUGUGUGUGUGUGGGAGAGAGAAAGAAAGAGAGAGAGAGACAGAUGCUAAACUUUGAAUAUAGAACAUCCGUAGACAGUACCAAGCUAGUGAGAGAGGUAACCAAGAAAAGCCUUGAUAAUUUUAUUCAGGUUUUUAACAAUAACGUGGGGAACAGGAAAUUAGUUAUGCAGCUUUUUAAAAAAAGGCAAAAUUCUGCAUGCUUCUAGGUCUGAUCUUUCCUUGUCUAUUUAUCUGAAAAUUAUUAAUAAGAAACCCUCUGUAUUAAGUAUCUGCAUCUUUCAAAAUAUUUUUGGAACAGUUUGAGUUGGAUUUUUUGUCUUUGUUUUUGCACAGUCUUUAAGACCUGUUCUAAUUAAUAAGAACCUUAGCUUGGUAUGGCCACAUUAUCAAAUACAGCUAUAGACGUUUAGCAUUCUUAAUGUUCUCUUAUGGGUUAAUGUAAGCAUCUAUAUAAUAUAUCAAGUUUUAAACAGGAAAUGGAAGACGUUUGAUGCAAAAAUUUUGCAUGAUAGAGAAAUAAUUGAAAUCAAGUUAGGUCUUUAUUUCCUGAAUGUUGGUAGACCCUUCAUAGCUUUGUUAUAAUGAAACCUUGAACUGAAAAUAUUUAAUAAAAUAACAAUGAAAUGAUGCAAAAAAAAAA
This is a messenger RNA of Anolis sagrei ordinatus, 4690 nucleotides long. It is a transcript of the gene CAMK2G, whose product is annotated as calcium/calmodulin dependent protein kinase II gamma. NCBI's taxonomy places the organism in Eukaryota, Metazoa, Chordata, Lepidosauria, Squamata, Anolidae. Gene Ontology annotation, biological process: protein phosphorylation. Gene Ontology annotation, molecular function: calcium/calmodulin-dependent protein kinase activity; ATP binding; calmodulin binding. The record is from RefSeq and is a predicted model, not a curated record.